Molecule: messenger RNA, 3092 nt
Organism: Aplysia californica (California sea hare)
Lineage: Eukaryota; Metazoa; Mollusca; Gastropoda; Aplysiida; Aplysiidae
Product: Golgi pH regulator
Exons: 15
Coding region: 1-1380 (459 amino acids)
Biological process (GO): intracellular pH reduction
Cellular component (GO): Golgi cisterna membrane
Molecular function (GO): voltage-gated monoatomic anion channel activity
Source: RefSeq, a predicted model, not a curated record
AUGUCAUUUUUAGUUGAUUCGCUUUUAAUGGUGGUUUCAUUGAUAUUGUUCUUAUUUGGAGGCUGGGUGUUCUUCCUGAAGCAACUGUACAAGGAUUAUGAGGUUCACCAUUCUGUGGUGUCGCUGGUCUUCUCGGUGACCUUUGCCCUCUCCUGCAUCAUGUUUGAGCUGAUCAUUUUUGAAAUCCUGGGUGUCAUGGAGUCAAGCUCCAGGUUUUUCCACUGGAAGCUUGGUCUGUACGCUAUCCUGUUUGUGCUGAUUGCCGUCUUGCCCUACUACAUCGCUUACUACCUCAUUCAGAAUGUCAGACUGGUUCCUCAGAAGCGUCAUGUGCGAAUUUUUUUUGCUGGUGGAGCCUGGUGCGUCACCUUAUAUCUUUUCUGGAGAGUUGGUGACCCAUUCCCCAUCUUAAGUCCCAAACACGGGAUCUUCUCCAUCGAGCAGUGCAUUGGGCGUGUAGGAGUCAUCGGUGUCACACUGAUGGCUAUUCUCUCAGGGUUUGGUGCCGUCAACUGUCCCUACACUUAUUUGUCCUACUUUAACAGGCACGUCACUGGUGCUGACAUCCAAAGUAUUGAACGGCGUUUGCUUCAGACAGUGGAUCGCAUCAUCACUAAGAAGAAAAAGGUAGCCUUAUCGGAGAGGGAUAGUCUGCGCAGAGCCAGCCUCAGUACUCCAUCCAAGGGUAUUUGGGGACUCCUGAAGAGUGCGGCCACAGGCGUGGGCUCUGGUGCUGAGAAUCUAGGCCCACUGAAGCAAGAAACAAAAGCCUUAGAAGAAUUAAGUCGACAGUUAUUUCUUGAAACAGCCGACCUUCACGAUGCUAGGGAUCGUAUUGAGUACUCAAAGACAUUCAAGGGUCGUUACUUCAACUUUCUUGGGCAUUUUUUCUCCAUCUAUUGUGUUUGGAAAAUUGUCAUGGCAACCAUCAAUAUCAUCUUUGAUCGUGUUGGAAAAGUAGACCCUGUGACCAGAGGAAUUGAAUUUGCGGUCAAGUACUUUGGCUUUGAGUUUGAUAUCAAGUUCUGGUCUCAGCAGAUUUCCUUCUUCCUGGUCGGAGUUAUCAUUGUGACCUCCAUCCGAGGCUUCCUCAUCACACUUACCAGAUUCUUCUACGCUAUUGCCAGCAGCAAGUCCUCCAACGUCAUUGUCCUGUGCCUGGCUCAGAUCAUGGGAAUGUACUUCGUCUCCUGUGUGCUGCUGAUGAGGAUGAACAUGCCACAAGAGUACAGACUUAUCAUCACAGAGGUGUUAGGAGACCUGCAGUUCAACUUUUACCACCGCUGGUUUGACGUGAUCUUCCUGGUCAGUGCUGUGUCCAGCAUGAUCUUCUUGUACAUUGCCCACAAUCAGAGCCCAGAGAAAAGCCUGCACAGAUAGCCACCGCCCGCCUGGGGCAGGGUCCUCGUGUUUGUUUGUGUUCGGUGCUCGUCAAGUUUGGUGUUCGUCGAGCUCUUGUGUUUUUUUGUCAUUACUUUAUGCUUAAUGCUGUACUGGAUUCUACUUCGGAGAAAUUUUGAUUGAAACUCUUUUCAUGUCUGUCUCCUGUGUGCUGGCAGUUUUUUGUGGUUGACUUGUGUUUAUUAUUAUUUUGUUUGUUAUCGUUUUUGUUUACACACACACAUACACAUAAUACACACACACACUCACUCACACCCACACACACCCAGUCAAACCUGUCCGAGACAUCCACCCAUUGUUGAGGAGAGAACUGGUCGUCUUGAAAGCUGAUCUGACUAUGUCAUUGUGUAAUACAGAAAAAAAAAGGAACACAAAGGGUCAAGGGAAGAGUGGUCGUUUGUAUAGAGGUGAUUGUCUUUGACAGGUGGUCAUUAACAACAUGCUACCUCUGAAUUGCAAAUUUCUAUGUGACAUUUUGGCUGUUUUGAGAGUCAGUAAGAGUAAGACCAUGAGGUCAGAAUCAAAUGUUCUAAUUCUCUCUGCUCUAUCAAAAUCAUGAGAUUAUUCGGAGCCGUUAUCAAGAUAUUCAAUGAUUGAAUUGCGUUUGAAAAAGCUUAGAUCUAAUUAACAUGAAACUCAAAAUCUCUGACGUCAAAUUUCUCAAAACUAGGUUCUGAGCAGAUAAAACUUUGUAAUUCUGAUGUAGCGAAUAAGUAGGGCCUACAUUACUGAACCCUACAUUCUUUUUUCUUUUCUUAUUUUGAAUUUUUUUUUUUUUGGGGGGGGGGGGCGCACACAGCUUCAGGCCUGCCAAGCAGCUGAGUAAAAUAUCAGAUUUCUCAGAUUUGUUCCCCCCUCUCUGAAAGUGAAAGACUGAAUUUAGUUCUGCAGAAACCAAACUGCCAUGAGGCCCUGUGCGAUCGACUGUGAUAGACAGAGCACGAAUAAUAAUUAUUAUAUUGUAGCCUGCCAGAGUCGUUCUUUCCCGAGUAGAUGCACAUUAUAUUUCAUCAUGUAUGUUUGUCUCAGCUGAGGGGAGGUUUGUUAAGAGUCAAUGCAAGUCUUCUGGAGUGUUGCUGGCUACUGUGUUGGGGUAUUUGGGUUUUUUUUUUAUAUAUGUAUGUUCUAUUCUGAAGAAACAAUUUGAAUAAAUUAAGUCCUUCCUUACAGAGAUCAGAGACUGGGUGGUUGGUGGGUGCUCUGGUGUGGUUUGCUCCUUUCCUCCUAUCAAAAAUCUCUAUCGUCCUUAUCUCUCCUUUUUUUUGUGUAUGUUACUGUAGCACAUCUAUUCUUCAGCACUUAUAUGACCUUAUUGUGUUGCAAGUGCCGUAAAACUCUUAUGAAAACUAAAAAGAAAUUUAAAAGACUGGUUCGUUGAAGUUUGUCUCAAGUGGACUCCAGUGUGAUGAGAUGCUGCUGUGAGUAGUGAGAGUGAAGAAUGUGAUGGUGAGUGAAUGAAGUGUAGAAGACCUUUUUUUUCUUCUCAUUAUGAACUGUUUCUUUUAUGCUCAUAUUUUUAUGUGCUAUUAUUUUGUUGUUGUUGUUCUAGCCAGUCAUUGCUGUUGACUGAAUUUACAGCCAGUCAUUGCUGUUGACUGAAUUUACAAAAAAUUAAAAACAACAAACAACAGAGGGAAAAGAGCAGAGGUCAAAAUUGUUCUUUUCCAUCCUUGUUUGUCUUUGUCAGGUCA